AUGGUCGGCGAGGGCGUUAUGAAGUCAUGGCAAUUACGGAAGCAGGGAACGUGGCAGGAAUUUCGCCAAGGGCUUGAAGUUGGAUUCAGGUUACCCCAAUCAACCUUCAGUUCAUAUCCAGUCAACCUGGAUGCAACACCUGCAGGGAGGACUCUGGCCAAGGCAGCCGAAACAGAUCCUCUUGUUCAGAAUGACUCCGUCAUGGAUGAAGAUGAAGAUGAAGAUGAAGAUGAAGAUGAAGAUGAGGAUGAGGAUGAGGAUCAUGAUGAUGAUGAAGAUGAUGAAGAAGAUGAUAGUGACGACGUCCAUUCCAUCUUUGACACGCCUUGCCCCGUUCGAAUAGGUCACUCUAUUUCGUCUACCACGCCCCCGGACACCAGGCCACUCAAUCGAAUUGAGCUCUACAAUCCCAUUACUGGAAACUGGUCUCUGGUCCAAGAUUCAGAGCAAUCCACUCCUACAGAAGCUGAGUCUUUCUCUCGGGAAUCCAGCGUGAUCGUCUUGGACGACUUCGAAGAAGAAAUUGAAGAGCUUGGGGACCUGAUCAUGGGAGAAGAUAUACCUGAUCUAUCUACACCUGAGCAUCUCCCGAACGAUCAAUUCGCCACAGAUCGCGAGAGGAUUAAACGUCUUCUCAAGUGA
Messenger RNA from Aspergillus thermomutatus, 642 nucleotides. RefSeq lists its product as uncharacterized. NCBI's taxonomy places the organism in Eukaryota, Fungi, Ascomycota, Eurotiomycetes, Eurotiales, Aspergillaceae. The record is from RefSeq and is a predicted model, not a curated record. The coding region runs from base 1 to 642 and encodes 213 amino acids. The transcript has a single exon.